This is a messenger RNA of Echinostoma caproni, 711 nucleotides long. The record is from the annotation of a GenBank genome assembly. Lineage: Eukaryota; Metazoa; Platyhelminthes; Trematoda; Plagiorchiida; Echinostomatidae.
AUGAAAGCUGCUUUUGUUACCGGCGCGAACAAAGGAAUCGGAAAAGCAAUCGUUGCAAAACUAGCUCAAACUCUUGGUUCUACCGGUGUGUGGGAUGUAUAUUUAACCGCACGCGAUGUAGAGCGCGGGGGUCAGGCCUGUUCUGAUCUGGUCAAUCUUGGACUGGCUGUCAAAUUCCAUCAGUUGGACAUCACAGAUGCGAAGAGCCGUCACAGAUUUCUCGAUUUUCUUACUUCUCAAUAUCCAAAGGGGAUUGGUGUAGCGGAUGACGCAAACGUACCGUUUGGUGAGCAAGUCCGUGUCACGAUGCAAACAAACUUUUUUGAUACAUUGGAAUUUACCGAGGAAUUUAUUCCACUUCUAGCAAAUGAUGCCCGGCAUGCAGAAGUUGGUGAUCAUGAACAAGCAGGCUGGCCAUCCACCGCUUACGGUGUGUCAAAACUCUGCCUGAUUAAAGCCUCAUUUAUCCUGGGGGACUUGUUGAAACAAGAUCCGCGGAAUAUUGUUAUGAAUUCGUGUUGUCCCGGCUAUGUAUCCACCGAUAUGACAAGACACAAAGGUAGCAAGACUCCGGAGCAAGGUGCUGACACUCCGUUUUAUUUGGCAACACUCCCGGUAGGAGUCACGGAACCGGUGAAUCAGUUUGUUUCGGAGCGACGAGUACGACGCUGGGGACGAGGCCGACAAACAGCUAAUGACAAACAACACUGA